AUGACGCUGGCUAGCGUGUUGCAGCUGCCGAUGCCGGUGAACCAGCAUGGGUUUUUUGGACUCGGAGGUCGUGCAGAUCUGCUGGACCUGGGUCCGGGGAGUCCUGGUGAUGGGCUGAACCUGGCCGCGCCCAGCUGGGGUGUCCCAGAGCAGCCAAGAAUCGAAAUGCUUCAUGGAACCACCACACUGGCCUUCAAGUUUCGUCAUGUUGCAGCUGAUUCCCGGGCCACAGCAGGAGCUUAUAUUGCCUCCCAGACGGUGAAGAAAGUAAUAGAAAUCAACCCUUACCUUCUGGGCACCAUGGCUGGGGGUGCAGCGGAUUGCAGCUUCUGGGAGCGGUUGCUGGCUCGACAAUGUCGAAUCUAUGAGCUUCGAAAUAAGGAGCGCAUCUCUGUCGCAGCGGCCUCCAAACUUCUUGCUAACAUGGUGUAUCAGUCCAAAGGCAAGGGGCUGUCCAUGGGCACCAUGAUUGUGUCUGGGCUAAGAGAGGCCCUCCGUGAUGAAUGUCUCACGGCUCUGCCCUCUCCAACAUCCUAGGGUCUCGAACACAAC
Cricetulus griseus (Chinese hamster) is the source of this 552-nucleotide messenger RNA. The record is from RefSeq and is a predicted model, not a curated record. NCBI's taxonomy places the organism in Eukaryota, Metazoa, Chordata, Mammalia, Rodentia, Cricetidae.